CAGGGCCUGUCCUCUCUCCAGGAACUUCGUACUAAAAAGGUGCUGAAGAACUGAGCCCCCUGCCCACCCAAGGCUGCCCGCCAGGUGGGGCCAUGGCAGGGCAUGGCUGUCUGGGGCUAGGGCUGUUCUGCUGGGUUCUGCUUGCUGUUCCUGUGGGCCCCCAGCCAGCCUCCUCCAGCCCAGGUGCCCCCCUCACCACUCUGACCCCACCGCCGCACAGUGAGGCCUCUAUGCUGUCUCUCAACCUCGGACUCAACUUCAAAUUCCAUCUGCGUGGGCCUGCUGCUGUCUGGGGGAGCCCUGUCACAGAGACACGGCCUCUGUCUCCAGGGCCAGGCCAACAGCCAGGUGAAGAGGUGGCCAAUGGGCUGAGGACUGACCCUCUUUGGGAGCUGCUGGUGGGGUCUCCUGGGAACUCUCCCCCAGAAUGGGGCUCUGCUGAAGGCAGCUCUACUCCCUGGGCCUCUUCCCUGCCUCCGGAGUCCACCUCUCCCCUCUCUGGGCCUACCGACCGGCCCACGGUUCCCUAUCAGCACACAACCUGGGACACUGCUCUGACGGCUACAGCCCCUCCAUCCACUGUCCCCAAGCCUCACCAGAGUGAGCUGGAGCUGAAGUUUGACAUGGCGCUGAAAGCAGGCGCAGCUCCCACGCUCGAGCAUCGGACACUGCCCCUGCUGCCCAGCUUGCGGGCCAGCCUGGCAGAGAUUGCUGGGCGCCUGGGACCCUUUGGGUUCUUUGGUACUACUCUCUCUCCACUCCGGAACUUCUCAGGCCAGAGCCCCUUAGGAGUGACCACACCUCCCAGUUCUGCCCCCAGAGUUUCAGCUUCACCAGGAUUCUUUGGCACCACUCUGUCCCCGUCCCCACCCAUCCUGGAGAGGAAAUUCUCAAGCUCAAGCCCACUGGACCCAGCUGCUACCCUAAGCUCUGCCUUGAUUGCAACAACAUCACUAGACCCUACCAUCCCCAGCUCUGGCCCGGAUGACUCCUCUCCAGCCAGCCUCGGGAACCCUUCCGUACAGCCCGAGUGUGGGCCGCAGCCCUGCGGCAUGGGAGACUCGCCAGAUCCUGAAGGGCAGCCUUCUGCAGCUGCACUGCCCCUCUUCUUCCUGACCCUGGAAGCCGACUGGGCAGAGGCCAGGGCUCGCUGGGGCCUGGCCUGGGAAGCCCAUGUAUAUGGGCGAUUGCACCGUGGACUUCCGCCCUCCAUCCCCAAUCAACCUGCGGCGCAGCAUCGAGGAGGCCCUCGGCAGCGAGGCCCUGCUCUCACCAAGCCUUUUCCAAGGCCCUGCCUUCGGGGACACCCUACCUGGACUCGGCCUCUACCGUACAGCCUCGCUGGGGACGAAGACCCAGGUCGGGCCCAGUGGGAGGUCAGAGGCAGCCCCUGGAUCCCCGCUGCCCCCAGAACUGCCCUCCCCGGGGGCCUGGCCCGCCGGCAGCAGCGCCUCAUCUGGCUCGUUGUGCGGACUCUCACGGGACAGCUCAUCCAUGCUGCUAUGCUCUAGCCCCGACAGGCCCCCGCGCUGUCCGCUGGUCUGUGUCCUUAGUCCCCCGAGGCCCUCAGGAAGCAGCC
Molecule: messenger RNA, 1579 nt
Organism: Tupaia belangeri chinensis (Chinese tree shrew)
Lineage: Eukaryota; Metazoa; Chordata; Mammalia; Scandentia; Tupaiidae
Gene: PRRT4
Product: proline rich transmembrane protein 4
Exons: 5
Coding region: 93-1511 (472 amino acids)
Source: RefSeq, a predicted model, not a curated record